CAUAAAAGCAUGAAAGCAUACAUUUUCUGAUGUGGUAUUAUGCAGGAUAUGACAAAUUAAAGCCGUACGGGUUUCCUAUCCACGGAGCAAUAGACGGAUACAGCCGCAAAAUUUUAUGGCUAGAAGUUGUGCGAUCAAACAAUAAACCCGAAGUUCCAGCCAGAUUUUAUUUGGGCUGUGUAAAAAACAUCGAAGGCUGCCCCCUUGUUGUUAGAAGUGAUUGUGGUACGGAAAAUGGAGUACUUGCGGCCAUGCAGUGUUAUUUUCGAAAGGAUGGAAAUGACGUAUUCGCUGGCCACAACGCCCAUAAAUAUGGAACUUCCUCUGCUAACCAGCGAAUAGAGGGCUGGUGGUCUUACUUUCGCCGAGCCAGAACAGGAUGGUGGAUGGACUUUUUCAAAGACAUGGUUGCUUCUGGUCAGUUAGAAAUAGGGAAUACACUGCAAAUGGAGUGUCUAUGGUUUUGUUUUUCUCCUGUCCUAUCAUGUGAGCUAGAAGCUGUCAAAAUGCAAUGGAACACACAUCGCAUUCGUCCAACAAGAAAUUACGGUACAGUAGCAGGUAUUCCAGAUGUUCUGUAUUAUCUCCCAGGGAAUUUUGGUGCUGCCGAAUGUAAGCGUGCAGUAGCAAAUGAACGAAUUCAUGAAAUGGAGCAACACGCAAUAGGCGACGAGGAGUUUGAUACAUUAGAAAUAUACAAAGAAUAUUUUAAUUACGUACUGGAUAAAGAAGAUCUUAUCUGCCAGCAAAUGCAGCCGAUGCAUUUGAAUUGUAUCUGA
Xenia sp. Carnegie-2017 is the source of this 779-nucleotide messenger RNA. RefSeq lists its product as uncharacterized. Bases 30 to 779 code for a protein of 249 amino acids. Lineage: Eukaryota; Metazoa; Cnidaria; Anthozoa; Malacalcyonacea; Xeniidae. The transcript has a single exon. The record is from RefSeq and is a predicted model, not a curated record.